This is a messenger RNA of Phycodurus eques (leafy seadragon), 3697 nucleotides long. RefSeq names its product transmembrane anterior posterior transformation 1a (gene tapt1a). Lineage: Eukaryota; Metazoa; Chordata; Actinopteri; Syngnathiformes; Syngnathidae. The record is from RefSeq and is a predicted model, not a curated record. The coding region runs from base 16 to 1824 and encodes 602 amino acids. Gene Ontology annotation, cellular component: endoplasmic reticulum membrane; ciliary basal body. Gene Ontology annotation, biological process: maintenance of protein localization in endoplasmic reticulum; positive regulation of cilium assembly. The transcript has 15 exons.
GGUCCCACAGUAAAGAUGGCGGACGCGUCGGGGACCGAGCUGUCAGACGAGAAAGAGAAAGAAGCGGACACUGAGCGCAAAAACAAACAACAGACGCGACCGUGGCAGGAUGCGAGCAAGUCGGGGAAAGUCGUCAUUUCUUCACCACUGCCCGAGACUUUGGGCAUUUACGACAUUAGCGCUGACAUCAGGCACGAGCGAAGGGACCACUCGCCAGACACAUCGCUGACGCGCUUCAUCUGCACGGAGCUGACCCGAGGCUACUUCCUGGAGCACAAUGAGGCCAAGUACACCGAGCGUCGGGAGAGGGUUUACACGUGCAUGCGCAUCCCCAAGGAGCUGGAAAAGUUGAUGAUCUUUGGCUUCUUCCUGUGCGUGGACGCCUUCUUGUACGUGUUCACGCUGUUGCCCCUCAGGGUGCUGCUGGCACUGCUCCGCCUCCUCACCCUGCCCUGCUGUGGCUUCAGGGCACGCACAUGCCCCUACUGCAGAAGAAGCAGUGGGUCGAGGCUGCUGCAGCCUGCGCAGGUGUGCGACAUGCUGAAAGGCCUCAUCCUGGUGCUGUGCUUCUCCAUGAUGCACUACGUGGACUACGCCAUGAUGUACCACCUGAUCAGAGGGCAGUCGGUCAUUAAGCUCUACAUCAUCUACAACAUGCUAGAGGUGGCAGAUCGCCUCUUCUCCUCCUUCGGCCAAGACAUCCUGGAUGCUCUCUACUGGACCGCCACGGAGCCCAAAGAGCGCAAGAGGGACAGCAUCGGGGUCAUCCCUCACUUCCUCAUGGCCGUCUUUUAUGUUUUCCUCCACGCCAUCCUCAUCAUGGUCCAAGCCUCAACGCUAAACGUGGCUUUCAACUCGCAUAACAAGUCCCUGCUCACCAUCAUGAUGUCCAGCAACUUUGUGGAGAUCAAAGGCAGCGUAUUCAAGAAAUUUGAGAAGAACAACUUGUUCCAAAUGUCCAACAGCGAUAUCAAGGAGCGCUUCACCAGCUACGUUCUCAUGCUCAUCGUGUGUCUGAGAAAUAUGGAGCAGUUCUCAUGGAACCUGGAGCACCUGUGGGUGUUGUUCCCUGACGUCUUCAUGGUCCUCACCUCCGAAGUGGCCGUGGACGCCAUCAAGCACGCCUUCAUCACCAAGUUCAAUGACAUCACAGCAGACGUUUACAGCGAAUACAGAGCCAGUUUGGCCUUUGAUCUCGUCAGCAGUCGCCAGAAGAAUGCCUACACGGACUACAGCGACUCAGUGGCCCGCCGGAUGGGCUUCAUCCCGCUGCCUUUGGCCGUGCUACUUAGCCGGGUGGUCAUGAGUUCAGUCAAGGUGCGAGGGGCGCUGUCAUACACUUGUGUGUUCCUCUUUUAUCUCGGACUGGUCACACUGAAGGUGCUGAACAGCAUCGUGCUGCUCGGCAAGUCGUGCGUGUACGUCAAGAGGGCCAACAUGGAGGGCAAACUGUUCCAGAAGCCCCAUACCACGGCACCCUCUUCGCCCAAGAUCCCGAACAACAAAGCCGACCACGCCCCGGCUCCAAAAUCCUCAGGUGACGCCAAGCCGAACCCGAACCCACCAUCCAUCCCUCCUUCCUUCUCAUCCUCCCCUUCUUCAGUGAUCACUCAGCCAGCACCAAGGUGGGACUUUCCCCCGCCUCCUGUCGAGUCCUCGGCGCCUCCUCCUCAUCAGCCGCCUCCCGCACCUGAACCCCAGCACCCUGCUCCCUCGCCCCCCAGAGAGGAGCAGGCGCACGGGCCAGAGGGGAGGCCCGAGGCUCCCAAAAAGGACCUGCUGGAAAUUGACCGCUUCACCAUCUGCGGCAACCGCAUAGACUGAAUAAAAAGAGACAGGGAGUAUUUAUUGAAGCAAGAAAAGUAAGUUAUUGGACGCGCAUUGUGGUUAUUUCCUGUCAUUUUGAGACAUUUCAUGACAGGAAGAUAGAGCGGAUUGAUAAUCAAUAAUGUGUGGUAGCUGGAUCUGAAAGGACCACAUGAGCACAGCUGGAACACCUGCAAAAGGUGGCCGGGGGACUCUCAUUCCGCGAGAGACUCAAAAAGAUUCCCGUCCUGAAUGUCACGACGCUGCACAAGAUGGGGUUUACGCUUUCUGAAGAUCGUGACGACGAGUCACGCUUAUGUGUUUGGUUUGAGAUUUUAUGACAUUGUGUUUUUUCAAAGACGAGCUAAGUUUCCAGCGAACGCUAGAGUUUACGCAGCUCCCAUGUUUGUAGCCGCUUUCACAAAGGGAGCAUGCAAAAUGGCCAACACUUUCACACAGAGACCAUGCAAAGUUAUUACCUGGGUCACACAGAGACCCUGCAAAAUCACCAUCUUUGACAGUGACAACUUACAAAAUGACUGCCUCUUCAACACAAAAAUCCAACAAAAUUACCACCACUUUCAUACAGAGACCCUGCAAAAUCAUAGCAUUUUUUUUUUUACAACGCAGAUCUUGCCAAAUUAGGGAUGCUCUUACACAUUGAUUCCUGCAAAAUGAACGUUGCUUUCAUAUAGCCCUUGCAAAAUUACCACCUUUCACACAGAGACCAAGCCAAAUGAGUGCCUCCUUCACCCAGAGACCAUGCAAAGCUCCUGCCUGGUUUACACAGAGACCCUCCAAAAUACCCGUCAUAUUCAAUUCAUACACAAAAACAGCAUAAUUACUGUCUCUACAUCGCAAACACUGCACAAUACGUUUUUUUUUCCACAAAGACCCCUUAAAAUUAAUGCUUUUCACAGUCCAUAAUUAUAGCCUCAGUCAAACAGAUCUGCCAGUUUUACACAGAACCAUGCAAAAUUAAUGCCCCACUCAUAGUGAUCCUACAAAAUUCUAACCUUGUUAGCACAGAGCCCAGAUGGCUGUUUCAUACAGAGACUCUGCAAAAUGGACCUUUGUCCUUCACAAAGUGAUGAAGGAAAAUUAGCAUCUCUUUUACAAAGACCUCACAAAAUUACUUUCAUACACACACAUACCAAAUUAACAUCCGUUUCAAACAGGUGAUGCAAAAUCACUGCCUCUUUCACACAAAGACCCUGAAAAAUGACUGAACCUUUCACACAGAGAUACCGCAAAAUGAGCGCCUCAUUCACCCAUGCUUUCAACUUUGUGAGUACACUUUCUCCUCUUCCCAGUGCACAAAUCAAGGUCCAUAAAGACAUGCCGACAUGUGUGGUGUGGAAGAUCACGCCCAGAGUGAAAGCUGCUCUUACUGCAAAAUGGCAGACCAACUCUUGUGUUUUCUUCCAUUUUGACUUCCUACCAUCUGUCCCAAUACAUUUCUCCAUGAGUGUUAUGGCUGAUGGACCAAACUUGCUUGUUGCCUUCAUGAGCCUUUGCCCAUCAUGUUUACAUCCUUUUCAUGGUUUGCACAAUGAAAGCUUUUUAUUUGGACUGUGUUCACAUUUACUUCCAUUGCAAUGAAAUGAUAUUUUGUUUCCUGCUGAAUGAAUGAAUAAUCCUCUUUUUGUUUGAUGCAAGAUGUGACAUAUCAAGUGUGAUUUAUUGAUUUAUUUAAUCUUAUUUAAGGUACUUUCCUGCCAUGUUGGGGAUACGUAAGACUUUAUGUACAUUUGGGAGUAAAAUCUCUGUCACGUUUAUUGCCAUUGUAAUAAUGUGUUAAAAAUAUAUUUUCGGGGGAGGUACGACUUGUGAUAUGAUCAUAACUGAGCUUGUUUUGUGUCCAUGGCAUAUUUUGUGAAAUUAAAAAAAA